AUGCCUACACGAUUGUGUAGAUUUGUAGAAACUUUGAAGAUACUUUCAUUAUUAACAAGAUUUGCAACUGGGGACAUAUCAGCGUAUUUUGAAAAAUCAUGGACCUAUGUAGACGUUUGUAAUGAACCUGUUCAAGCUACCCUAACAUCACACUCUGUAGAUUCAUGUGCUAUUAUUUGUUCUCAUGAUUCCGAGUGUCGUCGAUUUUUAUUCUGUUCAUCAACCUCUUCAUGCAAGUUAUAUAUGGACAAUGGUGGUUGUCGGAUUGCUGAGGGAACUCUUGGAUGUUCUUGUUUUCUUAAGAAAAAUGGCUGUAUCAAUGGAAGUUGUAAAUGUCAGUUAGGUUAUUAUGGAGAUAAUUGUCAGCAUGUUAUAAAAGAUUGCACGGAAGCUGAGGAACAUGGUAUCAAAUAUAACAAACCAGUUGUCCUUUAUGUUAAACCACCGGGUGUCACUGAACCGUUUAACAUUGUGUGCUACCCUUUAGGUGGUGGCUGGUCUUAUUUUCUUCAUCGAAAUUCACAAUGCCAGUUUGAAAAUUUCAACCGAAGUUUGAUGGAGUAUGAAACUGGUUUUGGAACAUUUCGCCACAACAUGUGGCUUGGUUUUGAUAAAAUCGUUCCAUUGCUGUCAAUACCAAACGCUGCGUAUUCCUUUAACAUUAAUUUGUUGAAGGAAGAUGGUUCAAGAUGCGACACCUAUUACAAUGGUAUUUUAUUGAAUAAGGUGAAACGUAUGUACACUCUGUAUUUAGGCCAAUACGUUGCUACAAAGCUGCCUUGUGGCAACUCCUUUACUGGAAUUUUGUAUCUUAAUGGAAAGUCUUUCUCCACUGCCGACAGAGAUCUAACUGGUGGUAAUAACUGUGCAACUACGUUAGGAGGAGUUUUCGUACAAAAUCAGUGGCAGAAUAUAACAUUUGACUACAGUUCAUCUCAUGUUUCGGAUAAAAACAAUUAUCACAAGGAAAUACUAGCUUAUUUUCAAAGUGGGGCUUGUGGUUUGUAUACAAAGAACGCACCACCUGUCGGUAGCCUGACCAAAACUCUGGACAAACAGAUAUGUCAUUGUCUCCGUGCUGUAAAAUAUUAUCGUUGUCGACUAAGUAAUUUUACUAAAUGUGCUCAUACAUCUCACGACAAAAGUCUUCCUAAAGUUUUAUGA
Messenger RNA from Lottia gigantea (owl limpet), 1164 nucleotides. RefSeq lists its product as hypothetical. The transcript is spliced from 4 exons. The coding region runs from base 1 to 1164 and encodes 387 amino acids. NCBI's taxonomy places the organism in Eukaryota, Metazoa, Mollusca, Gastropoda, Lottiidae. The record is from RefSeq and is a predicted model, not a curated record.